This is a messenger RNA of Sphaerodactylus townsendi, 3722 nucleotides long. RefSeq lists its product as uncharacterized. The transcript has 5 exons. The record is from RefSeq and is a predicted model, not a curated record. The coding region runs from base 1423 to 2622 and encodes 399 amino acids. Lineage: Eukaryota; Metazoa; Chordata; Lepidosauria; Squamata; Sphaerodactylidae.
GCUUCCUGGCUUUCUCCCAGUCGAACAAAGAAGUCAGUGGCUGGUUUUUUGUUUGUUUUUUUGGGAACAGCUGCUGAAGUCUCCCAGCAUCAAGUGCGUGGAAAGUUGGGGAGCCCCAGGAGUGUGUUGGCGGACUCCCCUCCAAGCCAAUCAGGCAGGCAGCAGCUGGAGAAGUCGCAGGAUCUUGGUUAAGCUUUACAGGAGGAAACAGCUAAACCCACCAGGCACAGGACUCGGGCGGAAGGGUAGGUUCGUUCGCAUCGCGCUGGUCCUGCAGCAUAAAACUGGACAGCACUACAUUGACCCCAAGUUACCAAUCUGAGCAUGCCCGUGCUCGAGUCUCGCAUGAUCUCUUGUGAAGGUAUAACGUUUUGGAACUGCAGAAGUGAACUGCGAUCCAUUCAAGACACACGCCACCUUUUAUAAUGAAGACGGAGCUGGAGGGGAGGUUCCUAAGGAGUGGCUGCGGGCCUUUGUCAAAGUAGUCUUAUAAAACUACAAACAGGCAUCAGCUUAACAAAGACGGGAACCUGAAUUCAAAGGCUAGGUGUUGCGAUACUAUAUAGUGGGCAUGAGGACCUAGCUAUAAGAGGCAGGACAGAUUCCCAUUCCUUCUAGAAUAUUCUGCUUCCUCGCGUCAUGAUUGUCUCGCUCCUCUGAUGGGAGACAGCUUGGCUUUAAAGAUGAAGCUGCUCUUGCAGAAUAAAGAAGAAGAAAACUGGCCCGAACCAUAUUCUUUGGUAGUUUAGUGGUUUCUUGGUGGUGGGAGUUGCCAUCAAGACACAGCUAACUUACAGUGAUCUGUAGGGCCUUCAAGGCAGGAGAAACACAGCGGUGGUUUGCCAUUGGCUGCCUCUGCGUCUCAACUCUGGACUUCCUCGGAGGGCUGACCUGGCUUAGCUUCCAAGAUCUGAUGAGAUUAGACUAGGCUGGGUCAUUCAGAUCAGGGUGGCAGUUUUCUUGCUGGAGAAAAUUCUCUGGAGAUGUUUAAAGAACACUGAGUUUCUGUUUUCUCUGUCAUAAAGGAAGCACAGAAAAUCAUCUGUUGCUAACAGUGUUUUACUACACUAUCCUUCUCAUUCAUGUCCACAGUCGUUCACAGAAAAGGCACCAACCAGCUCAGUGCUGGAGAUCUCUCUGGGCUUCUGACCAGCCUUAAUGUCCAGGAUGGCUGUGUUAAGCCCACCACUGCAACAGUGACCCCUGAGUGGUAGUUCCUAGACCCUAGAAGCUACAGCAGUUACACUGCUGACGUUGUUUUGCGCCUCAGGCAACGUCUGUCCAUUCCUGUGUCCCAUGUGUUGCAGGGGCACCCUGCCUGGCUGGCUUGCAUUGAAAAAGCUUGGAAACAUCUGGGACGUAGCUGCAGCUCAGUAGACUGAAACAGCAGGCAGGGCUCUUCAGGUUGUGUCAGGAGUCGUCAUGGGGCGCUUAGAUGACCAUGCCAAGAAGCGGAUUGUGGAGCUGCGCAAAGCUGGGUUGAGUUUCCGCAAGAUCAAGAAGGUCCUGGAGCUGGACAAUAUCCGGGUUACCCCGCAAGCCAUCUACUUGUUCCUCAAGAGGAAGAACGUGGAGCCCUCCCAGCUCCCGGCGAGCUCCCUUCAGCUCCCAGCUCUCGAGAAGGAGAGCAAGAGAGUGGUCACAGAUCAGACUGGAUGGGAGGACGACAAGCUUUGGAACUUGCUGCAGGAGAACGGAGGUGGGCAGAAGCAGCAACGGGAGCCCGGGGUGCACAGGACACCGUGCCCCACUCUAGGAGCCAGCAUGAGUUGCGCGGGCCUGUCCUCUGACACCGACCAAAGCAGCCCCAAAAUCAUCCACGUGACUUCACUGAGCAAAGACAUGGGGCAGCUGGCAAAGCCAAAUGCCACUUGCGGGGGCCUUUCCACGGGACCACAUCUAGGUCCAAGUGCUGGCGGAAACUGUCCAGUACCGCAACAGGCCUCGGCAACCAUCAGCUGCUUGACUCCUGUCACCCCUGUGGUCCCUCAGCAUAAUUUGAACGGCAAAGGGAAGGUAUUUCUGCCUCCUGCAAGGAAUCCGGCCUUCAUUGUGAAGAGGAAGAUCGUGGGCCGUGCCAUCCACCUCCAAAAAAAGGCAAAUGUUCAAAAUGGGCAGACUCAAUCCGGUUCUUCCCCUGCCCUGCCCUUCAUGCUGAGGAUGCAGCCAGCAAGUAACUCUGCCGAGCGAACCCCAUUUGCCGCAUCUGCACGUGUUGGCUGUGCCACGCACACCAAAGAGGCCAGCACUCAGACGUCCUCAUCCAACCCCACCUACUCACCCACCGAUCCAACCUCUCCAUGGGGAGGCCAGAUGGCAGCUUCCUUGGUCCCCAUCCCUGCCCCCCAGUCCCUCACCGAAAAACUGGAUGCGGUACAUGCAGAGGUCCAAAAACUUGCACAGACGAUGCAGGCGGUGCUGGAGCGGCAAUGUCGGCUGGAACGCCAGCAGGAACAGCAGCAGCGGACCCAGCAGGAAGUGCUGGUGGCAUUGCAGCAGCUCAGCUCCACCGUCAGCCAAGAGGCGUUGCCCGGAAACCAGCCCUGCGCGCCGUAUGGUAGCCUGGUGGAUCCCUCGCCUCCUCUGCUGAACUUUGGCCAGUUCAAGAUGGAGCUGAUCUGACCAAAGAGGAAGGAGGCAAGCGGAGAAACGCAUGAAGGCAAAAUCUGCUACCUGGUUUGACACAGCCUUCCUCCGGGUACCCUGUGCGGCAACCACUGGCCGAUGUUGCCCGUGGGUGACACAGAACUUUCUCCCAUGAGCCUGUUUGGGCACUGAGCCUUGGGCCUCAACAACCUUCGGACUUGCAUCCCCAAAUCUGGGAUGCCAGGUAAUGAGAAACAGAAUGUUCCAUUUCAUCUAGUGCCUCGAUUCUUGAAGGCACUUAAUAAUUAAUAAAUAUUAUGAUGGUGUAGCCUCUGCUAUUGCUGUGAAGCUAAUGGCUGGCAGGGUGCUGACAGCAUAGCCUGUGUUAUGACAAAUCAGGGAAGAAAAGUCAGGUUCUCAGCAUUCAAACACAGAUUUUCAGUAGCAAGGUCCGUAAUGACCAUUAUUCUCAUAGUAUAAGAAGUGCAAUGACAACUAUUUUAUGAGAUAGAUAGGUAGCCAAAGUACUUUGUAUAUUAACAGCUGGGUAAGGCCGGCCAGUACUAUUAUACCCUGCAUUGAACAAGUAUAGGUAACAGCCAAGAGGAUUUCAAUCCAGAAGUUAAUUCUCAGUAGAAAUGUCAUGUAUUUGGAUUUUGAAUGAACCAAAAUCUGAGCCAAAUAACCUUUGUUCUUUAAUUUAUUAAAUAUACUGAUUGUUUUUGGUUGCUACAGUGUGUGUGUUUGUGUGUGACAACUCAGAUUAAUCUGACAGGAGCAUCUUCCACCCAGAAGAGUUAACAGACAUUUCCUCUGAAUUAGAUGGUCUUGAUCAGACGUUUAUAUGAAGUGCUUCUACUUUCUGCUAAUCUGUCUGCUGUCUUAAUGGCCAUGGGAGGGUUUGUUUUUAAUUCAGAGCAAGAAGCAUGGUGAUCUGCUUCUUUGCGAUUUUAUACUGUGAUACGGCACUUACCAUUUUGCUUGGCCCCUGUGAAAUGCAAGCAGUGACGCAAAUUACAGCGGAAAAUGUGUUGUUUCCUGUUGGAAGCAAUAAAAGCAGCAUCAAAAACAACGUAAUGACGAAAACCAGCCAUUGUAAUCAUUAUAAUAAAACAAAGUUUUAACUUUAAAAAAAA